Zingiber officinale is the source of this 1430-nucleotide messenger RNA. RefSeq names its product 4-diphosphocytidyl-2-C-methyl-D-erythritol kinase, chloroplastic-like. Gene Ontology annotation, molecular function: 4-(cytidine 5'-diphospho)-2-C-methyl-D-erythritol kinase activity. The transcript has 10 exons. The coding region runs from base 145 to 1257 and encodes 370 amino acids. NCBI's taxonomy places the organism in Eukaryota, Viridiplantae, Streptophyta, Magnoliopsida, Zingiberales, Zingiberaceae. The record is from RefSeq and is a predicted model, not a curated record. Gene Ontology annotation, cellular component: chloroplast.
AAACCUCCAUUGCAAUUGAUUAUUUAUUUAUUUAUUAAAUUUUAUUUAAAAACUGGUCUAUAGAAUUGACUCAUCUUCUUCCCAACUCAAGAAACAAAGAUCCAAAGAAAGAAAGAAAGGAAGGAAGAAACAAGGUAAGUAAACAUGAUAGCCAAUGCCUCCUCCUUCUUCCUCCUCUUCCCUUCAAGCUCAAGCCGCGAUGCCAAGAAAUCACACACCCUCUUCAACAAGGCCCCAAAGCCAUCACAGAUACUGUGCGGCAUAAACAUAGGAGACUUCAGCCAAGAGUAUGGAGGAAAUGCUAACAGAGCUCUGAGCCUGACCCUUUUCUCCCCCUGCAAGAUAGAGCUGACGGGGGCAGCCAGAAAGCGGCAGGCCGACUCGGUCCCGACGUCUCUGUUCCAUGCAGUGAGCUUGGGGGACACAAUUGAAUUCUCUGUGCUGCCGGACAGGACUAAAGAUGAGGUGUUCAAUGUUUCCGGUGUCCCGAUCGACGAGGCCAAUUUGUCUCAGAUCAGCAAGGCACUGGACCUCUACAGAAGAAAGACUCGGUCGAAAACCUCCUUUUCGGUAUGCAUCAGGAGAAAAGUGAGAGGUGUGGGAGAUGCGAGCAGUAGCAAUGCUGCAACUGCCCUUUGGGCUGCCAAUGAACUGAGUUGGGAUCCGGUCAGUGAAGAUAGGCUUAAGCAUUGGUCGAGUGAAGUUGGUCCUCAAGUGCCUUUCUAUUUCUCUCAUGGAACAGCCUAUUGCAAUGGCAAAGGAGAGGUUGUCGAGGCCAUCACAACCCCGGUGCCAUUCCAGUUCCCUGUGCUGGUGAUCAAGCCUAAAGAAGGAUGCUCAAUUGUGGAUGUUUACGAUAGGCUUCGGAUGAAGAAGACCACUUCAUUUGACCCGUGGAGGAGGUUGAUUAAGAAUGUUGUUCAAUAUGGACAACAACAGGAUGCUCUUAUUAAUGGUUUAGAGACUCUUGGUUUUGAAGUACUUUCCUCGCUUAAAAUGUUGAGGAAGUUUAUGCAAGAAGCCAACCCCGAACGACGCCUCAUUGCUUUCGUGAAAGAAAGUGGAAGUACAGUUGUAGGGAUCGGCUCAUUGGCUCAUUCAUCAGUCACUGAUGAAUUCAAGGAUGCAUUUUUCUCAGAGGCCUGUUUCAUAACACGAGAAGAGAAUGAAUGGUAUGAAGACGUGAAUCACCAGUUGCUCAAUACAUCCUCUACUACUGCAACUUGGGGCGGCACUGACCAACAUUUAUACAUGUAAUAAAUAAAUAAUUAUAUAUCAAACUGUUCUUGUUGAGAUUAUAGUGAUUAUGUUGUUGAACUUGAUGGAAUUGGAUGAGGACUAUCAGUGGCUUUCCAUUAGUUUUCUUUAUGGGAUUUUGUUUCUCCGUAAGAUGAGUUUACAUGUUAAAGUCGUAAUAAAUAAAUUUGUAU